This is a messenger RNA of Gossypium arboreum, 3369 nucleotides long. RefSeq lists its product as uncharacterized. Lineage: Eukaryota; Viridiplantae; Streptophyta; Magnoliopsida; Malvales; Malvaceae. The transcript is spliced from 5 exons. Bases 272 to 1477 code for a protein of 401 amino acids. The record is from RefSeq and is a predicted model, not a curated record.
AGAACUCAUUUAAUCAAAACCCAAAAUUGAAAGGACAGUUUUGUGGUUAUUCAUCUUCUUGGUUGCCCGCUAUUAGUUAUCGCCAUCUCUACUUCCUUCCAGGCUCCACACAGCAUCUAUUGAGGCUUCACCCCUUUUUAAAGAGAUAUUCAGUGUACCCAAACUGAGCUUUAUCUCUUUUGAAGGACGAAUUAGCCUUCCAAAUCCAAUUCAGGGAAAAUCGAGAGGCGUUUGGUGUUCCUCCGGUGACUUAAGCUUCUGAAAAAGGAAAAUGAAUUUGGGGGAUUUGCACAAGGUCUGGGAAAUCAAAGCAUUGAAGAGGAAACCUGGAGAAGAAGAAGCCAAAAAAAUCUUAGAGAAAAUAGCCAAACAAGUUCAACCCAUUAUGCGUAAGCAUAAAUGGAGAGUCAAGCUCCUCUCAGAAUUCUGUCCAAAUAAUCCAGCUUUGCUUGGGCUGAAUGUGGGAGCUGGCAUCCACGUGAAGUUAAGGCUACGAAGACCGAACCGGGAUUGGGAUUUUUAUCCCUUUGAUCAAGUUCUUGAUACAAUGCUUCACGAGCUUUGCCAUAAUGCUCAUGGUCCUCAUAAUGCUAGUUUUUACAAGCUCUGGGAUGAGCUUAGAAAGGAAUGUGAGGAGCUCAUGUCAAAAGGAAUAGCUGGCACAGGGGAGGGGUUUGAUCUUCCUGGGAGGCGCUUGGGUGGAUUUUCCCGACAACCUCCACUCUCAUCUCUUCGUCAGACUGCAUUAGCUGCAGCAGAGAACAGAGCACGCUUGGGGUCUCUGUUACCUUCUGGUCCUAAACGUCUUGGUGGUGACAGCACCAUUAGGGAUGCGCUUAGUCCUAUACAGGCAGCUGCAAUGGCUGCCGAAAGGAGAUUGCAGGAUGAUAUCUGGUGUGGUUCCCAUUGCUCUGAGAUUGCUGGGGAUGAAGAAAGCUGUGCUGAUCCUCUGCAGGAUCAUUUGGACUUGGAUCAGGGAGGAGAGAGUUCGAGUAUCAAUGAUGUUUCCAGCAGGCAUGCUUUUGGUGGAACCUCUCUUAAACGUAGCCAUAGGCAAGAUAAACCGGAAUCCAGCCUUGUGGAUUUAACUACCCCUCCUGUAUCUAGAUCUUCUAUCAAUGAAGGUGCCAAAUCUCCUAAACGAAGUUGUAAAUCCAACAACCUUAUACCUCACCAAUCUAGUUCAAGUGCCACUCCUUCUGCCCCCAUGCUUAAUGAUGAUUCUCCAGAAAAUCAAGGAGUAACUGCGGUGUGGGAGUGCCAAUCAUGCACUUUAUUGAAUCCACCAUUAGCCCCAAUAUGCAAGCUUUGCUGCACGGAAAGGCCCAGAGACAUUGGCACCAAGUACAAAUUUUGGUCCUGCAAGUUUUGCACCUUGGAAAACAGUGUGAAACUGGAUAAAUGCUCAGCAUGUGACCGAUGGAGAUAUUCACAUGGUGCUCCUAUAUCAACUCCAGCUCCCAACGUUGGCACAUGAGAAGUAAUCCAAGUCGGUUGAUUUUUCCUUGUUACUGCACGUGUUACAAGAGAUAGGGAGCAUUUUCAACAGUUGUUUUGGUUGCUUAUUACAAUGCCUUGUUUUGUCUUGGCAGCCCUGUUUUUAUUCAUCUUUUGGAUGCUAUUAAAAUGUUCUAUUGAUUAGAGUGAUGAGGGGCGGAUCUGGGUAGAAUCGCAUUUUGGGGCGAACUGAUGAUGUUAUUUCAUAAUCUUUUCAAUGUAAAUACCAGCUCCUACCAUACACUCAUUUGUUGUCUUAUUCAUGUACAGUUUCUCUUUUCUUCCCCUUUUUUUUUUGGUGGCUGAAUUAAAUAUGAGAACUAUGGGAAACUGGAGAGAAUAUUUAAGGAUAUCCAGUUAUCUCGAUAACGCAUUACUUUAACCUAGGGAUGGAUGGCAAAACCUCUGCACAUUCAAUCAUGUCCUUCUACAAUGGCGAUUUUGGAGGGCGCACUUGUGGAAGCUCUCCAUCAACAAAGCUUCCACUCUUCUGGGUUCUUCUCUGCCUCAGCUGCCGCCGCAUCAGCCGCCGCUACCAUCGUUGCUGGAACCCCUUUUGCCUCCAGGUUCCUUUUUGGGUAUGUUCAUAUCCGUGUAUUUCUGUAGUUCUUUUGUUAUUUGCUUGGUUGACAGUGGUGAUUAGCAGAACCAUUUUGGCUGUUGAUGGUGUUUAGGCAAAGGUAUCAGUGGUCCUCUCAUCGUCCGUAUGUGUAUGCUCGAGUCAUGACUGAAUUUGAUGCUCAGUGAACAGUGAUAAUUUGAUUGGACUGGAUAAUGGUUGUUCAUUGAAUUUAGGCAAUUGGGUUUGUUUUUGUCUUUUUGGUUUCAUAUACAUUUUUCAUGUGUACAUGUAUGAUGUAUUUUCUGAAGGCUACAUGCCUUCAUCUGUGCGUGUAAGAAUGCCUGUAUUUGCUUUGUUUAUUGGUAAAUGGACAGCGCUGUGGAUUGGGUUUAUGUUAGAAUAGUUCAAUAGUUUCAAAUUUUCGUUAUUGUUACUGUACUAGGCAGCUUCUUUGGUUAUAAUUGCUUAGUAAAUUAUUGAUGUAAAUGGGUGACAUGUUUGUGCAUAAAUUUGACACUGUUAGCCUAGUGAUUGCGCUGCAGUAAUCCCAAGGUUUCUCAUUGUGAUGCUGCUGCGGCAUUCCCUGAAGAUUACCUUUCAAAUGUACAAAGAUUAUCUGAAGAUAUUGUUAAGAAUGUUAAGAACUUAAAAAAUGAUGCUCUCAAAUACGCUGUGAAGGAGUAUGAGGUUGAAUUGAAGCCUCUUUAUUCAGCUUUUGAGUUGAGGCCAUUUGCUAUGACAACUUUGAGGUCAUUUCUGAUGUUCUAUUUGCCUCUGUUGGAGCCUGCCACAAAUGUAGAAGAAGAUGAUGAAGAUUUCCUGCAGGACACUAAAGAACAACAUGUGGAUUUAGUUGUUCCCUUUAAAAAGUCGGUGAAGCAAAUAAUCCAUGGGGUGAGUUGUUUUCUUUUGGUCUUUCCCUUGAUAUCCUGAAAUCUGCAGAUUGCUUGAUACUGUUCAGCUGCCUUACUCUUUAUUGUUCCUAGCUUACAUGAAGUCUUCUUAUGUUCUUUCAACAAGUGAUAAGCAAAGAACAACAUGUGGAUUUAGUUGUUCCCUUUAAAAAGUCGGUGAAGCAAAUAAUCCAUGAGGUGAGUUGUUUUCUUUUGGUCUUUCCCUUGAUAUCCUGAAAUCUGCAGAUUGCUUGAUACUGUUCAUCUGCCUCUCUCUUUAUUGUUCCUAGCUUACAUGAAGUCUUCUUAUGUUCUUUCAACAAGUGAUAAGAAAAAAGCCAGAUAUUUGUAUAAUUCAGCAAUGUAAGCAAUUAAAGUUAAUAAACAUAUACGGAGUUAAUAUUUACACAUGACAAA